CGCGAAAUCAAACUCUCCUAGGCUUCUCAGGCCACUGCAAUGAGGAAGUGUUCCGGUGUGAUCUUCAUCAUCUUCCUCGCUGCCUUUCUCUUCCUCCUCUCGCCGUCUCCCUACACCACCCCUCGCCCGGCCACCGCCGCUGACGGCCCAAUCCCCCACCUCCUCCCCUCCCUCCCGGGACUCUCCAGCCUCUACCCGCCCCCCGCGAACUCCACCGCGCACCUCUCCUGGCGCCUCCUCCGUCCCAUCCUUUCCCGCUCUGAUGCCAUCCCCGGCACUGCCGCGGGCGUCCUCGAGGCCGCCGAUGCCUGGCGCAACCUCACCCUCGCCCUCGCGGCUGCGGCCGCAGCUCGCAGCAACAAAGGGCCCCUCAACGUGACCUGCUCGGCGUCCGUGGAAGGGGAUCUGCGCACGCGUGGAGCCAGGAUCCCGUGUGGGUUCGUGGAGGGUUCUGCGGUGACGGUGGUGGGAGUGCCCAAGCAGGGGGCGGCCGGGUUCCGGGUGGAGAUGGUGGGAGGAGGCGGCGAGGUGGUGGCGUGCUUCAAUGUGAGCCUGGGGGCGGCGGGGAUGGUGGUGGAGCACAAUUCUUGGACGCCCGAGGAGGGCUGGGGGGAGUGGGAGCAGUGCCCGCCUCUUGGUGACGUCGCCAGCAAUAGUAGUUGGCAGCUAAGUCCGGUCGAUGGGCUUGUCCGUUGCAAUCAGCAACUGGGUGCCAGCAUCAUCCAGGGGAGUAACAAUACCAUGCAGAAUGUUACGGGGAACAAGCCUGAAGAUGAGAAGAGGCCAAAAGGACGUGCACAUUUCAGUGGCAGUUUCCCAAUUGUUGAAGGAGAGCCUUUUACAGCAACAGUGUGGGCAGGCGCUGGGGGCUUCCACAUGACAGUAAAUGGGAGGCAUGAGACGUCAUUUGCGUACAGAGAGAGGUUGGAGCCAUGGCUAGUAGCAGAAGUCAAGGUUUCUGGGGAUUUGGAGCUCCUCUCUGUCUUGGCUAGUGGAUUGCCAGCUUCAGAAGAUGCAGACAUGGCAAGUGUUGAGCUUCUGAAGGUGCCACCUCUUCCAAAGAAGCGAAUUUUUCUACUCGUUGGUGUUUUCUCUACUGGAAACAACUUCAAGCGCCGGAUGGCUUUGAGGCGAACAUGGAUGCAAUAUGAGCCUGUCCGCUCAGGCGAAGUAGCAGUGCGGUUUUUCACUGGUCUUCAUAAGAAUGAACAAGUCAAUAUGGAAUUGUGGAGGGAAGCUCAACUCUAUGGUGAUAUCCAGUUUAUGCCAUUUGUUGACUACUAUACCUUGAUCACUCUAAAGACCGUUGCAAUUUGUACAUUUGGGACCAAAAUUAUGCCUGCAAAGUACAUCAUGAAAACGGAUGAUGAUGCUUUUGUUAGGAUUGAUGAGGUCAUUGCCAGCCUAAAGAAAAGCGCCCCCCAUGGGCUUUUGUAUGGUCUUAUUUCUUUCCAGUCUUCACCACACAGAGACAAGAAUAGCAAAUGGUUUAUCAGUCAAAAGGAAUGGCCUGUCGAAGCAUAUCCGCCAUGGGCCCAUGGUCCUGGAUACAUAAUUUCAAGGGACAUUGCAAAAUUUGUUGUCCGGGGUCAUCAAGAACGAACUCUUAAGCUAUUCAAACUCGAAGAUGUGGCGAUGGGCAUAUGGAUCCAGCAAUACAAAGACAGCGGCCAGGAAGUGAACUACAGAAGUGAUGACCGCUUCUACAGCGAAGGCUGUGAGUCAUACUACGUUCUUGCGCAUUAUCAGAGCCCAAGGCUUAUGAUGUGCCUGUGGGAGAAGCUCCAGAAAGAAUCUGAACCAGAAUGCUGUGAGUAGCUUCUGCAUCAGCAUUAGCAAAUACGGCGGUCAUUCGAGGAUGUGACAGAUUAGUCUUCUUUUUGUUGUACAAUAUAUUACCAGGAUUUUUAUGUUUGGUAGGAAGUUUGUUCAGGCUCUGUUGUAGCACUUGUAAUAUUAGGCGCUCAGCAUUGUUUUUGUUCUGAUCGAUGGUUGCAGUUUCACCGAGGAAAAUGUUGAGCUGUGUACACGGACGUUCUCAAACGAGAGUUGUAAAUCAAUGAGAGUUGUAAAUCAAGAUACUUGCAAAUUGGAAAGAUCUUCAGUUUUCAUCC
Molecule: messenger RNA, 2114 nt
Organism: Brachypodium distachyon (stiff brome)
Lineage: Eukaryota; Viridiplantae; Streptophyta; Magnoliopsida; Poales; Poaceae
Product: hydroxyproline O-galactosyltransferase GALT3
Exons: 7
Coding region: 40-1818 (592 amino acids)
Cellular component (GO): Golgi membrane
Molecular function (GO): galactosyltransferase activity; carbohydrate binding
Source: RefSeq, a predicted model, not a curated record